AUGCAGGGCUGCACUUUUAUAGGCAAAGUGCUGCUGGCAGCCUUGGCUGUGCUCGCGGAUGUGUUGAAUGGGGAGCACCUGACAAAUGCAAGCUGUGCCAACGACGACGAUCAGGCCCUCGUACAAGCACGCGUGAAACAUAUCGAUGUCCCGGGUAUUGCAGAUGAUAUUACACUCAGUGUUUGUUCUCCUGACCAAACACCGCCCGUGCUGGUCGUGCCUUCUGACAUCACAUUUUCCAACGACUUGGGCAAGUGUGAGGGCGAGGUGCCCUACAAGUGGCCCAGUGCGACGGACUUCUGCGACCCGGCGCCAUCGGUUGUGCAAACCGCCGGCUUGGGCUCCGCCCAAGACUUCCCAGUGGGCAUCACCACGGAGACCUUCGAAGCGACCGAUGCUUCUGGCAACACUGCAACCGCCAGCUUCACGGUUACGGUGAAUGACAGACAGAACCCGAAGAUUUGGUCUGUGCCUGCAAACAUCAUAGUGGACACUGCUCCUGGUCAGUGUGACGCUGUUGUGACCUUUGCAGCACCUACGUUUAGUGACAACUGUCCGGGAGCGACGAUUGCACUGACCAGCGGCCUGAGCUCCGGUGCUGCUUUCCCAGUGGGCAGCACGACGGAGACCUUCACCGCGACCGAUGCUUCUGGCAACACCGACAGCGAGAGCUUCACUGUUACGGUGAAUGACAACGAGGACCCCGUGCCGGUUUUGCCUGCGGACAUCGUGGUGAGCAGCGACCCUGGAGUGUGUGGGGCCGUGGUGACCUAUCCUGUAGAUGCAACAGACAACUGUCAGGGAGCGACGAUUGCACUGACCAGCGGAUCCGGCUCGGGUGCUGUUUUCUCAGUGGGGUCCGCCACCACAGAGACUUACACUGCGACCGAUGCAGCUGGCAACACUGCGAGCGGUAGCUUCACUGUUACGGUGAACGACAACGAGAACCCAGUGAUUUCAGAUCUGCCAGCUGACAUCACAGUGGGCAACGACCCUGGACUGUGUGUGGCCGUCGUGUCCUAUCCUGCUCCUAAUCCCCCCACGGACAACUGUCCGGGAGGGGCGAUGGCGCUGACCAGCGGCCUCGGCUCCGGCGCUGCUUUCCCAGUGGGCAGCACGACGGAGACCUUCACCGCGACCGAUGCUUCUGGCAACACCGACAGCGAGAGCUUCACUGUUACGGUGAAUGACAACGAGGACCCCGUGCCGGUUUUGCCUGCGGACAUCGUGGUGAGCAGCGACCCUGGAGUGUGUGGGGCCGUGGUGACCUAUCCUGUAGAUGCAACAGACAACUGUCAGGGAGCGACGAUUGCACUGACCAGCGGAUCCGGCUCGGGUGCUGUUUUCUCAGUGGGGUCCGCCACCACAGAGACUUACACUGCGACCGAUGCAGCUGGCAACACUGCGAGCGGUAGCUUCACUGUUACGGUGAACGACAACGAGAACCCAGUGAUUUCAGAUCUGCCAGCUGACAUCACAGUGGGCAACGACCCUGGACUGUGUGUGGCCGUCGUGUCCUAUCCUGCUCCUAAUCCCCCGACGGACAACUGUCCGGGAGGGGCGAUGGCGCUGACCAGCGGCCUCGGCUCCGGCGCUGCUUUCCCAGUGGGCAGCACGACGGAGACCUUCACCGCGACCGAUGCUUCUGGCAACACCGACAGCGAGAGCUUCACUGUUACGGUGAAUGACAACGAGGACCCCGUGCCGGUUUUGCCUGCGGACAUCGUGGUGAGCAGCGACCCUGGAGUGUGUGGGGCCGUGGUGACCUAUCCUGUAGAUGCAACAGACAACUGUCAGGGAGCGACGAUUGCACUGACCAGCGGAUCCGGCUCGGGCGCUGUUUUCUCAGUGGGGCCUGCCACCACAGAGACUUACACUGCGACCGAUGCAGCUGGCAACACUGCAAGCGGUAGCUUCACUGUUACGGUGAACGACAACGAGAACCCAGUGAUUUCAGGUCUGCCAGCUGACAUCACAGUGGGCAACGACCCUGGACUGUGUGUGGCCGUCGUGUCCUAUCCUGCUCCUAAUCCCCCGACGGACAACUGUCCGGGAGGGGCGAUGGCGCUGACCAGCGGCCUCGGCUCCGGCGCUGCUUUCCCAGUGGGCAGCACGACGGAGACCUUCACCGCGACCGAUGCUUCUGGCAACACCGACAGCGAGAGCUUCACUGUUACGGUGAAUGACAACGAGGACCCCGUGCCGGUUUUGCCUGCGGACAUCGCGGUGAGCAGCGACCCUGGGGUGUGUGGGGCCGUGGUGACCUAUCCUGUAGAUGCAACAGACAACUGUCAGGGAGCGACGAUUGCAUUGACCAGCGGAUCCGGCUCGGGCGCUGUUUUCUCAGUGGGGUCCGCCACCACAGAGACUUACACUGCGACCGAUGCAGCUGGCAACACUGCAAGCGGUAGCUUCACUGUUACGGUAAAUGACAACGAGCACCCAGCUCUUGACGUGGAGGAUAUCAAUGUGCAGUCCUGCAGUCCGACUGCAGUCACAUUUUCUCCUACAGCAACUGACAACUGCCAGGGUGUGACCUCUGCUUGCAGUCCGUCAUCGGGCUCCGAGUUCGCCGUCGGCGAGACACAAGUGACCUGCACCGCAGUCGACGCAGCAGGCAGCACCACGCAAGAGAGCUUCGUCGUUUUGGUGGAGUGUGUUGGCCAUGGCUACCACAAAAAGUCCCACAGAAGCAACAUGCGCAGCCCCAGAAACCGCCGCCUCAAGAAGUGGUUGCACCGAAACCGCCGCCUGAAGAAGUGGUGGCACAGAAACCGCCGCUUGAAAAAGUGGUCGCACUACGGGCGCUACUGGCAUCAUCGCCGAUGA
Molecule: messenger RNA, 2829 nt
Organism: Symbiodinium sp. CCMP2592
Lineage: Eukaryota; Dinophyceae; Suessiales; Symbiodiniaceae
Source: the annotation of a GenBank genome assembly